Ambispora gerdemannii is the source of this 464-nucleotide messenger RNA. The record is from the annotation of a GenBank genome assembly. Lineage: Eukaryota; Fungi; Glomeromycota; Glomeromycetes; Archaeosporales; Ambisporaceae.
UUUCUUUUCCUGGUGAAGACAUUUUCAAGCAAAAAUUACACCAAGCAGUAAACUAUUCAGAAAAUUAUUUGAAAAAUCUUAUUAAUGACACUUUGGAAACUUGUGCGUUUACAACUGACUUGUGGACUAAAGCACAUAAAUCUUACAUUGGAAUCACCAUACAUUGGCUUACUUCUGGAUUUGAAAUGCACAAGACCUUGCUUACAAUUGAAAGCUUUCCAUAUCCACAUACAUCCGAACACAUUGAAGAUUGUUUGUGUAAAGAACUAGUAAAAUGGAAUUUAAGCAACAAAUGUUUAGCAGGUGUAACAGAUAAUGCUAGUUCAAUGGUAAAAGCAAUGAGAGAUCUUGAAAUCUUACAUAUUUGGUGUACGGCUCAUACUAUUCAACUUGGAGUUACGAAUGGCUUAAAAGAAGCAACUGUUUUAAUUAGUCAUGCAAAAGCCUUAAAUACCUUCAGAUAA